ACCCAGUUGCAGCUGGAUGACGUGGUGCGGGUCAAUGAGGACCUAAAGGAGAACAUCGCCAUCGUGGAGAGGAGGAACAACCUCCUGCAAUCAGAGCUGGAGGAGCUGCGGGCGGUGGUGGAGCAGACCGAGAGGGCUCGCAAGUUGGCCGAGCAGGAGUUGAUCGAGGCCAGUGAGAGGGUCCAGCUCCUCCACUCGCAGAACACCAGCCUCAUCAACCAGAAGAAGAAGAUGGAGGUGGACAUCUCCCAGCUGCAGACAGAGGUAGAAGAAGCCAUCCAGGAGUGCAAGAACGCUGAGGAGAAGGCCAAGAAGGCCAUCACCGAUGCGGCCAUGAUGGCAGAGGAGCUGAAGAAGGAGCAGGACACCAGCGCCCACCUGGAGCGGAUGAAGAAGAACAUGGAGCAGACCAUCAAGGACCUUCAGCUGCGGCUGGACGAGGCCGAGCAGUUGGCCCUCAAAGGAGGCAAGAAGCAGCUGCAGAAGCUGGAGGCCCGUGUGAGGGAGCUGGAGAACGAGCUGGAGGCCGAGCAGAAGCGCAACGCCGAGAGCAUCAAGGGCCUCCGCAAGUCCGAGCGGCGUGUCAAGGAGCUCAGCUACCAGACGGAGGAGGACAAGAAGAACCUGCUGCGGCUGCAGGAGCUGGUGGACAAGCUGCAGAUGAAAGUCAAGGCCUACAAGCGGCAGGCAGAGGAGGCGGAGGAACAGGCCAACACCAACCUGGCCAAGUUCCGGAAAGCGCAGCACGAGCUGGAUGAGGCGGAGGAACGUGCCGACAUGGCCGAGUCCCAGGUCAACAAGCUGCGGGCCAAGAGCCGCGACAUGGGAGCCAAGAAGCUGCACGAUGAGGAGUGA
This is a messenger RNA of Antrostomus carolinensis (chuck-will's-widow), 855 nucleotides long. Its product is annotated as myosin-7. NCBI's taxonomy places the organism in Eukaryota, Metazoa, Chordata, Aves, Caprimulgiformes, Caprimulgidae. The transcript is spliced from 6 exons. The record is from RefSeq and is a predicted model, not a curated record. The annotation marks the transcript as partial. Gene Ontology annotation, cellular component: myosin complex.